CCCGGCCCCCCAAGGGGCGGGCGCCGGGCCGAACCCAGAGGUUCCUGGAGGGCUGGGCCGGGCUCCGCCGGGUGACAGGGGGGAGGAGUCGGCUGGGAAACGCUGGAAGGUGGCCGUGGGGACCCGGGAGGUUUUUGGGGUGCUUUGGUUUAUCUAAAAAAAAAUUUGGGGUGCAGUGCCGUCGACAUGCUGCUGGACGAGGUCCACGCCGGAGACCGGCUGAGCGGGGCCGCGGCUCGCGGGGACGUGAGUGAGGUGCGUCGCCUUCUGCACCGGGAGCUGGUGCACCCCGACGCGCUCAACCGCUUCGGCCACACGGCGCUGCAGGCAAUGAUGUUUGGCAGCCCGGCCAUCGCCCUGGAACUUUUGAAGCAGGGAGCCUGCCCCAACGUCCAGGACGUCUCCGGGGCCACCCCGGCCCACGACGCUGCCCGCACCGGGUUUCUGGAGACCCUGAAACUCUUGGUGGAACACGGCGCCGACGUCAACACCCCCGAUGGCACCGGGGCGCUCCCCAUCCACCUGGCCGUGAAAGAGGGCCACAAGGCCGUGGUGGCGUUCCUGGCGGCCGAGUCCGACCUGCAGCAUGAGGACUCCCGGGGCCUCACACCCCUGGACCUGGCGCGGACACAGGGCGCCCAGGACCUCCUGGACAUACUGGCGGGGCACACGGUGGCCCCCCAGUGACGCUGUGACUGUCCCUCCCCGCUCGCUCCCUCCCUUUCUCUCCUCCCUGCAGCCAAGGGGAGCCUAAGUGAACCCACUUCCAAGGAGGACCUGGGUGCAAAUCCACCUUCUCCCCAGUUUUUCCAGCCCGGAGGGGGAGAGGAAGGGCUCCCCUAGUUUGUGGCUUGUUGAUGUUGAUUUCUGGGGGGCUUUUGUGCGAGUGUGUUUGGAGACUGGA
This is a messenger RNA of Suncus etruscus (white-toothed pygmy shrew), 904 nucleotides long. It is a transcript of the gene CDKN2D, whose product is annotated as cyclin dependent kinase inhibitor 2D. Gene Ontology annotation, molecular function: cyclin-dependent protein serine/threonine kinase inhibitor activity; protein kinase binding. The coding region runs from base 187 to 687 and encodes 166 amino acids. The record is from RefSeq and is a predicted model, not a curated record. Gene Ontology annotation, biological process: negative regulation of cell population proliferation; regulation of cyclin-dependent protein serine/threonine kinase activity. Gene Ontology annotation, cellular component: nucleus. The transcript has 2 exons. NCBI's taxonomy places the organism in Eukaryota, Metazoa, Chordata, Mammalia, Eulipotyphla, Soricidae.